GGAGCAGCCAAGUCGGUGAUUCCAACCGUUACAAAGUCAAGGGUAUUUAAACCCGGUUUCUUGGCUCUCAUCUCUCAGGUAGAACACACUCCUACUUGGGCUUUCCAUACCAGACCGUAGACUUGGCCUGCGCCUGACAUCUACAGCCAUGUUUCGCCAAACUGCUCUUCUGGCUUUCGCCUUGCUCCCGGCCUUGUCGUCCGCCCAAGUCUCCAACGACUUCGAGAGCGGAUGGGACCAAGCAGCAUGGCCCAUCUACGCGCCAGACUGCAGCCAGGGCGGAAAGGUGUCCCUCGACAGUACCACUGCCCACAGUGGCAAAAACUCUAUCAGGGUUGACGGCGGUGGUGGAUACUGCGGGCACAUUUUCUUUGGCACAAACAAGGUUCCCAGCGGCGACCUUUAUGUUAGGGUCUUCCUGAAAGCGUCCAAGGCCUUCACCGACUCGCAUGUCACCUUCAUCACCAUGCCAGACCCUGCCCAGGGCACCAACAAGCACCUGCGCAUUGGCGGACAAAGCAAGAUCCUGAUGUACAACCGCGAGUCGGACGACGCCACGCUGCCUGACCUCUCCCCUCAGGGCAUCGCCAGCUCCAAGGCCCUGCCCACCGGCGACUGGCAAUGCUUCGAGUACCACGUGGGCACCGACGGUACCAUUGAGACAUGGCUGAACGGCGCCGUGGUCUCGGGUCUGACGGCCGGACCGGGCAUCACCAACCCCAACGCCGGCCAGUGGACUCGCAGUUCCAUCAAGCCCAAACCUUCGGGCGUCUACUUCGGCUGGGAGUCUUACGGCGGCGACACCAACACCUUCUGGUACGACGACGUCGUCAUCAGCUCGUCGCGUGUCGGAUGCUCCGGCGGCGGCACGCCGGGCACGACGACGACUACGGGCCCGGCCCCAUCGACCACCCUGAUCACGUCCACCACCUCGAAGGCCAGCACCACCACCACCACCAGCUCUGCGCCGGCCACCUCGAGCUCGAGCAGCGGCUGCACUGUUCCACAAUGGGCCCAGUGUGGCGGUGCCAACUACAACGGCUGCAAGACAUGUGCUGCUCCUUACACCUGCAAGUACAGCAAUGAUUGGUACUCGCAGUGCCUGUAGGGGCUAGCUAGCGGGUAGUUAGGUGUUUGUCGCUCACUAUACAUAUGCUCCGGCUCCAGGCACUUGUCGAUACUUUCGUCAACUCAAUUGACAUUGAUCAUUGCGUUCCUAACAUCGCCCUUCACCAAAAAUGCUGCUGUGAAUACAACUACCAUUCACUGUUUGUUUGUCUCGUUAUGGUACUUGAGGCCGAUCU
Molecule: messenger RNA, 1304 nt
Organism: Parathielavia appendiculata
Lineage: Eukaryota; Fungi; Ascomycota; Sordariomycetes; Sordariales; Chaetomiaceae
Product: carbohydrate-binding module family 1 protein
Exons: 3
Coding region: 149-1108 (319 amino acids)
Biological process (GO): carbohydrate metabolic process
Cellular component (GO): extracellular region
Molecular function (GO): cellulose binding
Source: RefSeq, a predicted model, not a curated record